Messenger RNA from Microthlaspi erraticum, 282 nucleotides. NCBI's taxonomy places the organism in Eukaryota, Viridiplantae, Streptophyta, Magnoliopsida, Brassicales, Brassicaceae. The record is from the annotation of a GenBank genome assembly.
AUGGAAGCGAUUGCAUCACCACUACUACCAGACGAUGUCAUAGAGGAGAUCUUCUUGAGACUUCGGGUGAAACAACUAACCCGACUCAAGUGUCUCUCAAAACAAUGGAAGUCGAGGAUCGAGUUUCGCUGUUUCGUCGUACGAUCCCAAAGGGACCGCCCUACACUCAUCUUGAUGAUGUGCAUCUUUAUCCUUUUAGGGUCUGACUGGUUUAACCGCUGCGGUUGCGGUUGCGGGAGUUUGCGGCUGCGGGAGUUUGCGGAAGCGGGAGUUUGCGAUUAA